Zerene cesonia (dogface butterfly) is the source of this 666-nucleotide messenger RNA. Its product is annotated as glycine-rich cell wall structural protein-like. The record is from RefSeq and is a predicted model, not a curated record. Lineage: Eukaryota; Metazoa; Arthropoda; Insecta; Lepidoptera; Pieridae. The coding region runs from base 9 to 548 and encodes 179 amino acids. The transcript is spliced from 4 exons.
CAAUUGAAAUGGCGAAGUUUGCAGUAGUCUGUGUGGCCUUAGGGCUGGCUGUGUGCGUGUGCGCCGCACCGGGUUACGGUGGUCUUGGAGGUGGUGGUGGGUUAGGAGGAGGUCACGGUGGUGGCCUUGGAGGAGGAAGCGGUGGUGGUCAUGGCGGAGGCCUCGGAGGCGGAAGCGGUGGCGGCCAUGGCGGAGGCCUCGGAGGGGGAAGCGGUGGUGGUCUAGGCGGUGGACACGGCGGUGGCCUUGGAGGAGGAAACGGCGGUGCUUUGGGAGGAGGACACGGUGGAAGCCUUGGAGGAGGAAACGGCGGUGGCAUUGGAGGCGGUCAAGGGGGAGCGCUCGGCGGUGGUUAUGGAGGCGGUCACGGAGGAGCCAGCGGCGGCGGUCACGGCGGUGGUAACGGCGGUGGUAACGGCGGUGGCCUCGGAGGUGGUCAUGGCGGUGGUGGCAGCGGCGGCUACGGCGGCCACGGCGGAUAUGGUGGCAGCAGUGCCAGCUCCAGCGCCAGCGCUAGCGCAAGCUCGGGAGGCAAAUACGGACGUUAACUUCAUUUCGAAAAUAUGCCGGCGGAACCAAAGUGCAGUGCAAUAAGCUGACAAUGUGAUAUAGAUAUGACAUCUCGCCAUUAAAUUGUAUUUUUUGUAUAAUAGAUUAUUUACAAUU